Trichomycterus rosablanca is the source of this 2074-nucleotide messenger RNA. It is a transcript of the gene mtap, whose product is annotated as methylthioadenosine phosphorylase. The coding region runs from base 67 to 909 and encodes 280 amino acids. NCBI's taxonomy places the organism in Eukaryota, Metazoa, Chordata, Actinopteri, Siluriformes, Trichomycteridae. Gene Ontology annotation, molecular function: S-methyl-5-thioadenosine phosphorylase activity. Gene Ontology annotation, cellular component: cytosol. The record is from RefSeq and is a predicted model, not a curated record. Gene Ontology annotation, biological process: nucleoside metabolic process. The transcript is spliced from 8 exons.
CACCCGGUCAGAUGUGCGCAUGCGCGGAAGCAGGAGCAGCACGCUGCAGGAGCUGGUUGGAUUAAGAUGGCAGAUAAACCGCAGAUAAAGAUCGGGAUUAUCGGAGGUUCUGGUCUGGAUGAUCCUGACAUCCUGGAGGGUCGAACCGAACGCUUUGUGGACACCCCGUUUGGUAAGCCAUCAGACGCUUUGAUUCUGGGUCGGAUCAGAGAUGUGGACUGUGUUCUGCUCGCUAGACAUGGUAGGAAACACAGCAUCAUGCCAUCCAACGUGAACUACAGAGCUAAUAUUUGGGCCCUGAAGGAGGAGGGCUGUACCCACAUCAUCGUCACCACGGCCUGCGGGUCCCUGCGAGAGGAAAUCAAACCGGGAGACAUCGUCAUCAUCGACCAGUUCAUCGACAGGACGACUAAACGAGCUCAGACGUUUUUUGAUGGGGGGUGUGAGAGUCCUGCAGGGGUGUGCCACAUCCCCAUGGCUGAACCUUUCUGCUCCAAAACCAGACAGGUCCUGACUCAGGCUGUGAAGUCACUGGGCGUGGCCUUUCACCCCCGUGGUACCAUGGUGUGUGUAGACGGACCCAGGUUCUCCUCUAGGGCCGAGUCUCUCAUGUUCCGUCAGUGGGGGGCCGACGUCAUUAACAUGACCACCGUACCUGAGGUGGUGCUCGCCAAAGAGCUGGGGCUCUGUUACGCUGCCAUGGCCCUGGCGACCGACUACGACUGCUGGAAGGAGCACGAGGAGCCCGUGUCUGUAGAUAACGUGUUGAAGACGAUGAAGGAGAACGCUAAUAAAGCCAGCAGUAUUUUGCUGACCACAAUUCCACUCAUCAACCAGCAUAACUGGGACCAAACCAUCACCCAGCACAAGGGGAUGGCGCUGUCCUCUGUUAUGCUGCCCAAGCACUGAUACCGCUGCACCACCUUCCUGUACCCGCCUGCGCCUUGCUGCGCCUUACAGUACAGCUUGCUAAUCUCUACCUGUGUAUUAUUAUCUCUUUAUUAAAGUGCCUUCCACAGAGACACAGCCUUUUAAAAUAAUCCAGAACUUAAUCACACAAUAAUUUAGUCAUCAGCUCUUCCAGAUCAUUGUUCAUUCUGUGCAGGUUUCUGUCGGACCCACAGCAGUUAAAAUAAAAGCAUUUUGGGUAAUUAUAAACAAAUUAUAAACAAGGAUGCUAAUUCUUACCAUUUAUUUAAUUGUAUUUGUAGCGGUGGGUCAGUGAUUCUUAGUAUAUAGGGCCUAACCCAACCCAUUUAUUACUCAGUAAUGAAUCAUAAAUUGUAAAUGUUUUAGGUGCUGUAUGUAUCUGGUGUUCAGGUUCUCCAGCAAUGUCUGAUAAUAAACUGAUUAGAUCUGAUGAUUAGAUCUUUUAUAUUAAUACCGAAACAUUAGGAUGCUUUGUUGCUGCUCCAUGACUUGAAUGAUGUGUUAUUGAGGAAUGUGAGAUCCUCUGUCUGUGAGGUUUGAAACUACAGGAGCAAUUCACAUCUGAAUCUAUAAAGAAGGCCCCCGGAUUCAGAUAAAAGGGUUUGUGAAAUGCCAUGAAUGUAAAUGUAAACAGAUCUGAACUGUUAUUAUCCGUCUAAAUUUGCUUAAAUAAACUGAAAAUCCUGAAUCUUCUCCAUUUUGCAUGAGCGAAAGCAUUUAGAUUCAUUUCUGGCAAAAAAAAAAAAAAGAAAAGAAAAAAACAAUGCAGGAAUAUAUAUAUAAAACUCGCUGAAGAAGAUGAGGUGAGAGCAGCAGUUUCAAAGCUUUACUUCUGCUGCAAACAGACAUUUGGUGCCAGUGCCUAGAGAGAAAGCACCAACCAGAGGGCACGAAGCGGACGUCUACCUGUAACACAUCCUCUGUGCCCCAAACAGAGCUGUUCACAGUACGUCUGGUCUCUGGAGAAAGCCUACACUUCAUUAUCAAAUCAUUAGAAUUUACCAUGGCCGUACAUGAUUUACCUUCAUGGGUUUUUUUUUUGGUGGUUUUGUUGUUUAUCAGUUUGUGUCGACCGAUUUGCUUAUGAGGCUUAGCAUCUGUUUUCCUUAAUUUUUUUUGCCAUAAUAAAAAGCAGUCUCAUUAA